CAAGCCACGGGGUCGCCCAGAUAACAGGUUGGCAUGUGUUAAUGCAGUUCAGCCUCAAGCUGCACAGUCACUCACAGACAUCCGGGCAGAUGAUUCAUCUUCUCUUACUGGGGCUCUUUGCGAGCCCGUCGGCGGCGAGUACGGUGCCUGUUACCAUGGGCAACCAUUGGAGUGGUGGAUUCCAGGGUGAUUUCUGUCUACCAUUCACUCUUGACGUCACUUCCUGGAAAGCUCGAAUUCAUUUCAGCAUGCCGACAAAGUCUCUCGAGAUCUAUUUGGCUGACAUUGAGUCUCAGAAUACGGACGGCACAGAGUACGUGGUAGUCAACAAACCAUUCAAUGGAGACGAACAUCCUGGGGACCAGCUGUGUCUGUCUUUCCAAGGACACGCUGACGGGGACAUCACCCCAACGGCUACUGUCGUCCUAGAGAACAUGCCCGACCCCACUACACCUCCAUCGACGACAUCGACCACAACAGCCCCAACUACCACGAGAACACUGGGACCUGGCGAGACGUGGCCCCCAACGACAACACAUCCUCCAACCACAAAGGGCACUCAGCCGUUGCACGUGCCUCACAACCAGACCUUAACAAUGGAGCUGAUCCAGAACAGGAAUGGUCAGUGGGAGGGGCAGUUCUGUGUUGACCUCAAGGAGGAGAUCCAGGCCUGGGAACUCCUCAUGACCUUCAGUGUGGGUGUCACCAGCAUCCAGAACUAUGAAGGGGAUAUAGUUGGAUCAUCUUCAGGCUGCUCCAAACACUGGACAAUGGUCAACCGGAAAGCCAAAGGUGUCCAUUACGCCGGAGACCAUUACUGUGUUCGGAUGACAGGUAACGUGUGCAGUGGGUCUGGCGAUCCCAGCGGAACUGCCGUCCUCGUCGACGUCACCAACGAUGGACAGACGCUGCCUCUUACCCCUGUUGUUACAGGGGCCCAAGCAACCAAGUACAACUAUGCUGAGAUCCUGAUGAAGUCCAUCUUGUUCUACGAGGCUCAGAGAUCCGGGAAACUCCCCCCUGACAACAGGAUCCCAUGGCGAGCUGACUCCGCCCUCAACGACAAGGGUGCUAACGGGGAAGACCUCACUGGAGGAUGGUACGACGCUGGCGACAACGUCAAAUUCAACUUCCCCAUGGCGUUCAGCACGACCCUCCUGACGUGGAGUCUGCUUGAUUACAAGGAUGCCUACGAGAAGAGUGGUCAACUGGAGAAGAUGUAUGAAUGUAUCAAGUGGCCGCUGGACUACUUCAUCAAGUGCCACACCAAGCCUAACGAGCUCUACGCACAGGUGGGUGACGGUGGCGCAGACCACGCCUACUGGGGCCGCCCAGAGGACAUGACCAUGGCCAGACCAGCCUACAAGAUCUCCACUUCCUGUCCAGGCGCCGACGUCGCUGCCGAGACCGCUGCUGCCUUUGCAGCUGGAUAUUUAGCGUUCAAGGAUAGAGAUAGUAGUUAUGCGGCAAAAUUGCUUCAACACGGUAGAGAGCUGUACGACUUCGCCCUCAACAACCCCGGCAUCUACACUGACUGCAUCAACCAAGCCGCUGCUUACUACAGGUCAAUGGGCUACAAGGACGAGCUGGCGUGGGGCGGGGCCUGGAUGUACUGGGCCACCAAGGAACAGAAGUAUCUGACUGCGGCUGAGAACUUCCACCAGAAUGGAUCCGCGUGGGGAUUCUCCUGGGAUGACAAACAGGCGGGAGAAACAGUGUUGCUGUACAAGCUGACCAAGAAGGACAAGUACAAGCAGGACAUUAUCCAGACCUUCCUGGACUGGAUGCCCGGCGGCACGAUCCCAUACACUCCCAACGGCCUCGCCUACAGAGGGCAGUGGGGAGCCAUCAGAUAUGCCAUUAACAUGGCGUUCAUUGCACUGAUGGCAGCAGAAGAAGGCCUCAGUGCUGCGGCGUACAGGAAGUGGGCUAUGAGUCAGGUUCACUUCGCACUGGGAGAUGCUGGCCACAGCUACGUUGUUGGAUUCGGAAAGAACCCCCCUCAACGCCCCCACCACAGGGGAAGCUCCUGCCCAAUGAUGCCUGCUCCCUGUGGCUGGAACGACCAGCGCCAACCGGGCCCGAACCCCCACACACUAUUUGGGGCGUUAGUCGGGGGACCAGACAAGUCCGGGUCCUACUCCGACAAGCGAGAUGACUAUGUCAGGAACGAAGUAGCGUGUGACUACAACGCCGCCUUCCAGGGAGCAGUUGCAGCUCUGAAAUCGCUGUUCUUGAGGAAGCUAUACCCGAACUAAACUCAACAUACUUGUUUACAUUAUCAUGGAAUAAAUACUAUACACUUGUACACUUCUAA
Messenger RNA from Haliotis rubra (blacklip abalone), 2317 nucleotides. RefSeq names its product endoglucanase 4-like. Gene Ontology annotation, biological process: carbohydrate metabolic process. The record is from RefSeq and is a predicted model, not a curated record. The coding region runs from base 42 to 2258 and encodes 738 amino acids. Lineage: Eukaryota; Metazoa; Mollusca; Gastropoda; Lepetellida; Haliotidae. Gene Ontology annotation, molecular function: polysaccharide binding; hydrolase activity, hydrolyzing O-glycosyl compounds. The transcript has 15 exons.